This is a messenger RNA of Andrographis paniculata, 2074 nucleotides long. RefSeq lists its product as uncharacterized. The record is from RefSeq and is a predicted model, not a curated record. Bases 421 to 1980 code for a protein of 519 amino acids. Lineage: Eukaryota; Viridiplantae; Streptophyta; Magnoliopsida; Lamiales; Acanthaceae. The transcript is spliced from 8 exons.
ACGAGCACUUCCCAGCUUUCAUUUCACCGCCUUGUUCAGUUGUUCAUCUUCCUCUUGUCCUUUUCUCUCAAUCCUCAAACUUGUGAGAAUUUUCAUUUUCCAAUUCCCAGCCGAGAUCGAUGCAUACGAUAAGCUUCUUCUUACCUCCUUCUUCGUCGAUCCGUUCGUUGUUGUCAGAAUCAUUUAAUUUUACUCAAUAAUGAUCGAUCGGUUUAAUUAAGUCGUUGAUAUUUAAUCAAUCAGUUGGACAGACUGCAUCUCUGCCCCACCAUUUCAUAUCAGGAAUUAGGUGCUGGAGAGACAUAGCAGCAGGUUUGGAGGUGCGAGCUACUGAUCGAUUGCGACACGAUUGAUUCUUGUCGGAAACAGAUCAGGCGUUUAAAGAAGAAGAGUCGGAGAGGCGGCGGCGGCGCCACCGGAAUGGAGGCGGUGCUGCGGCGGCUGCCGGCGAGGUCGUCGUUGGUGGUGCUUUUCUUCGUCGUUUUAACCAUCGGCGCGUACAUCUGCACGCGCUACCUCGACUCGUCCGCUACUCUUAUAGAUCGAAGUUCCUCGGAAGAUUCCAUCUCAACCGUUAAAACGGCUCUUAACGAUCAUCCGGAGGCCAAAAACAACGGCCAGGAUUCACCAAAGAAGAUCGUCGAAAUUCCGUUAAAUUGUUCCCUCAGCAGCCAGCCCCGGACCUGCCCGGCCGGAUACUACCCGUCAAAGAUUCCGGCCGAAGUUAACGAAAUUUCUCCGGCAGCGUCGUCGGCAUGUCCCAAUUAUUUUCGAUGGAUUCACGAAGAUUUAUGGCCAUGGAGGGAGACCGGAAUUACUCGAGAAAUGGUGAGUCGUGCGCGCCGGACGGCCAAUUUCCGGUUAGUCGUAGUCGAUGGGAGAGCCUACGUCGAGACGUACCAAAAAGCCUUUCAGAGUCGGGACACGUUUACGAUAUGGGGAAUCUUGCAACUGCUGAGGAGGUUUCCGGGGAAAGUCCCAGAUCUUGAUUUAAUGUUCGACUGUGUUGAUUGGCCAGUCGUCAAGAAGGCGGACUUUGCGGGCCCGGGAUCCCCGCCGCCGCCGCCGCUGUUCCGGUACUGCGGCAACGACGACACCCAUGAUAUCGUGUUUCCCGACUGGUCGUUUUGGGGAUGGCCUGAGAUCAACAUAAAACCGUGGAAUGAAUUAUCGAAGGACUUGCAAGAAGGGAAUGCGAGGAGCAAAUGGAUAGACCGGGAACCAUACGCGUAUUGGAAGGGGAAUCCGACGGUUGCUGAGACGAGGAUGGAUUUACUUAAGUGUAAUGUUUCGGACAAGCAUGAUUGGAAUGCUCGCGUCUAUGCUCAGGAUUGGCUGAAAGAACAAGUAGAGGGCUACAAGAGCUCUGACUUAGCGAGCCAAUGCAUUCAUAGGUACAAAAUCUAUAUUGAAGGUUCUGCUUGGUCAGUAAGCGAAAAGUACAUUUUAGCGUGCAAUUCACUAACAUUGCUCGUGAAGCCAAUCUACUACGACUUCUUCACCCGUGGCUUGAUGCCGUUGAAACACUAUUGGCCCAUCAAAAGCGACGACAAGUGCCGAUCCAUCAAACACGCCGUCAACUGGGGAAAUACCCAUCAAAAAGAGGCGCAGGCAAUCGGGGGGGCGGCGAGCGCGUUCAUUCUGGACGAGGUGAAGAUGGAUUACGUGUACGACUACAUGUUCCAUUUAUUGAGCGCAUACGCGAAGCUCCUCAAGUACAAGCCGACGGUGCCCAAGAAAGCCGUGGAGCUUUGCUCGGAGGCGAUGGCAUGUGCGGCGGCGGACGGGACGGCGAAGAAGUUCAUGAUGAAUUCAUUGGUGAAUGGGGCAGCCAUGGCGGAGGCCUGCAGGAUGCCUCCGCCGUAUGAUCCUGUGGCUGUUUAUUCUGUUGUCGAAGGUAAGAAGAAGGGAAUGAAGCAAGUAGAUACUUGGGAAAAGGAAUAUUGGAAUAUUAAUAGUAGUAAUAAUAAUAAUACAUAGAUAUAUAUAUAUAUCUAAGAGAGAUGGAAGGAUUUGGUCGGUUUUUUUUUUUUUGUUAAUGUUGUAAGAAUUAUAUAUAUAUAUAUAUAUAAUU